This is a messenger RNA of Ixodes scapularis (black-legged tick), 1029 nucleotides long. Its product is annotated as non-structural maintenance of chromosomes element 1 homolog. The record is from RefSeq and is a predicted model, not a curated record. Gene Ontology annotation, cellular component: Smc5-Smc6 complex; nucleus. Gene Ontology annotation, molecular function: ubiquitin-protein transferase activity. The coding region runs from base 217 to 984 and encodes 255 amino acids. Gene Ontology annotation, biological process: DNA damage tolerance; double-strand break repair via homologous recombination. The transcript is spliced from 6 exons. NCBI's taxonomy places the organism in Eukaryota, Metazoa, Arthropoda, Arachnida, Ixodida, Ixodidae.
GUCAUUAGAGCGCAAGAAUGCGAGAAUCGAAGAAACGAACGCACUCCACGGGCCGACCAGGGCGACGACCACCAACAAACAAACCACGAGCCACCAACAAGCGCGCGAAAAGGGAAGUCCACGGGAACAGCGAAAACAGCACGUGAAGCUGCAAUCUACGGUGGUUUAGCUACAGUUUCAGUUCUUGUGCGUGGUUUUUGUCGUUUUUGUAACAAAAUGACUCGAUAUGGCGACGAGCAUCGACUGUUCCUGCAAAUAAUGUUGACCCGGAAAAUACUUUCGUUGUCGGAGAUCAAAGCAGUGCUCGAGUUCUGUCACGAGAAAAACCGAGUGCCAUGCAACGCCACCAAAGAUGACGACUCCCUGACAAGGUUCGUAUCGGACAUCAACGGGAAAAUUGUGCCGUUCAGCAUGAGGAUAAAACACGGCGUGAGCGAGGACGACGGCCAACGCUUCUAUGCGCUCGUCAACCUCAAGGACAACGAUCUGUCAAAGUGUGCCACAAUGUUCUCGGGAAAUGAGAUGACCUAUUUCAAAAAACUUGUGCAGCAAAUAGCGGAGUCGAACACCGGAACAAUACAGUCGACUGAAGCUCUCAACAUCGCCAGUGGUCUCGACAACUGCAGGCUGUCGAUAGGCAUGGCCGAAGAUUUGAUCGAGCGUUGGCUGGAACUCGGCUGUUUGAUGCAGGAGGAAACAGCCGUGCCGAGAGACGGGUCUGAAGUGAGAACCCCCGUGCUUGACGGGGGACGCCUCAGUUUGAGUCCCCUAGGUCUCGCUGAGAUGGACACGUACCUGCAGCAGCAGUUUGGCGACGAGCUACCCAAGUGUCACAUGUGCAAACAGACCUGCCUCAAGGGGCAGACGUGCGCAAACCCAAACUGCACCGUCAAGCUGCACUACCACUGCGCCAACCAAGUCUUCCGCCUGGGUGCCAGUCCCAUCGACGGAUGCCCGCGCUGCAGCUUUCCGUGGAGAAGUUAAUUCUGUUUGCCAAAAGUAUAUAUAUAAAAAAAAAAAAAAAAAGCA